CUCGGCCGGCGCCAUUUUGAAAGUGGAGGAUUCGGGGGGGGCCCGGAGCGAGGCGCGGAGCGGGGGCAGCCCCAGAAACGGAGCCGGCCGCACCCCCGCCGCCAUCCGCCGCCAUCCGCCCCCUGCCGCCGCCCCCCGUCCGGCACCUGCGGCCCCGCCGCUCUGCGCCGAGACCGCCCGACCCGCCGCAGCCGCUAUCGCCAGCCCAACAUGGCAGGAGCUGGAGGAGGCAAUGACAUUCAGUGGUGUUUUUCUCAGGUGAAAGGCGCUGUGGAUGAUGAUGUAGCAGAAGCUGACAUAAUUUCUACAGUAGAGUUUAACCAUUCUGGAGAGCUGUUAGCGACAGGAGACAAAGGAGGGAGAGUUGUCAUCUUUCAACAGGAGCAGGAGAACAAAACCCAAUCUCACAGUAGGGGAGAAUACAAUGUUUACAGUACCUUUCAAAGCCAUGAACCAGAGUUUGACUACUUGAAAAGUUUAGAAAUUGAAGAGAAGAUCAACAAAAUUAGGUGGUUACCCCAGAAAAAUGCUGCUCAGUUUUUGUUAUCUACAAAUGAUAAAACAAUAAAGUUAUGGAAAAUCAGUGAAAGGGACAAGAGACCAGAGGGUUAUAAUUUAAAGGAAGAAGAUGGACGGUAUAGGGAUCCUACUACGGUUACAACACUACGGGUGCCAGUGUUCAGGCCCAUGGACCUCAUGGUUGAAGCUAGUCCACGAAGAAUAUUUGCCAAUGCUCACACGUAUCACAUCAAUUCCAUCUCCAUCAAUAGCGAUUACGAGACCUACCUGUCUGCCGACGACUUGCGGAUCAACCUGUGGCACCUAGAAAUCACAGACAGAAGCUUUAAUAUUGUAGACAUUAAGCCUGCCAACAUGGAAGAGCUGACAGAGGUGAUCACAGCUGCAGAGUUCCACCCCAACAGCUGCAACACGUUUGUGUACAGCAGCAGUAAAGGAACCAUUCGCCUCUGUGACAUGAGGGCGUCAGCACUCUGUGACCGGCACUCAAAAUUGUUUGAAGAACCAGAAGAUCCUAGCAACAGAUCAUUUUUCUCUGAAAUCAUCUCUUCCAUAUCUGAUGUCAAAUUUAGCCAUAGUGGUCGCUAUAUGAUGACUAGAGAUUACCUGUCAGUGAAGAUCUGGGACUUGAACAUGGAAAACAGACCUGUGGAAACAUACCAGGUGCAUGAAUACCUCAGAAGUAAACUUUGUUCCCUGUAUGAGAAUGAUUGCAUCUUUGACAAGUUUGAGUGCUGUUGGAAUGGAUCAGACAGCAUAGUCAUGACAGGGUCCUACAACAACUUCUUCAGGAUGUUUGAUAGGAACACGAAGCGAGAUGUCACCCUGGAGGCAUCCCGGGAGAACAACAAGCCCCGCACGGUGCUGAAGCCACGCAAGGUCUGUGCUAGCGGCAAGCGGAAGAAGGAUGAGAUCAGCGUGGACAGCCUGGACUUCAACAAGAAGAUUCUGCACACAGCCUGGCACCCCAAGGAGAACAUCAUAGCUGUAGCCACCACAAACAACUUGUAUAUAUUUCAAGACAAAAUGAAUUAGGGUUGGCAUUCCUAACUGGAGAGUCCACUUCCUGCAUAGUUGAAAUAGUUGAAUCUAGUAUUUGUACCUGUAACGGAGAGCGAGCAAGAGGUCCAUUGUGGCACCCCCUUGGCAGUGUUUGACAUGUGCCAUAUGACAACACACUUCACAGCUGCAUGGAGAGAGCCCUGCUGCUCCCCUCCAUGCCUGCCAGCCAUUUAGGUGAGGGUAGGGCACUUUUUAAUUUAAGAUGACUACUUGCACCAUCUUGCCUAAUGGACUAGCCUGGACUCUACCGACCUCGGUUUACUCCACUUUUUAUGCCUUCCAUUGUGAUGACGUCAGACACAGGGAAAGCCUUCAAUCAUGCUAUGGGAUUUAAUUGUGUAACCUCAUUACUGUAUCAUUUGUGGCCCCUUUUUUUAUUAAAUACAGCUCAUUCUUGCUGUGGCUUGUAGCAUUCCUCCGCCUCCUGGACUUCCCCUUCCCCUUUCAUCCCCCUCCACCUCGCUUCGGUGGUGGUGUAUAGAGAAAAACCAGAAGAAAGCACAUGAAGUGGGUCCGUUUGGGGUCAGUGGUAAAGGGGGGCUGUGUUGCAACAAAUGUUCAAUAAACAGUUGACUGUAAUCACUCCUUGCCAUGUCUGGCACCAAAACGAGGAGGGGAAAAAAAAAAAGGAGAAAAUAACAAACUACUGAAUAAAAGUGACAAAGAAUGGAGAAUCUGUUUUCUUUUUUUUAAAUCUACCUCUUUAUACAAAUACUCUGUGUUCUACCUUAGAUGCAUGAAAAUAAAAUGAUGGUUUUUUGUAAUGAUUUUAACCAGUAUUAAUUUUUUUCAUGGGAAUGAGGAGAGGGAGGGAUUUCAGCAGAAUCCACAUCCAUGAGUGGCAGCAGCAGCAGCUGUGGUGUAUGCUGACCUCUGCAUCUUCAGCCGUGCCCUGCUGUCAGGUUGUGCCAUCUGAGCAGGGCACUUCCUCUGGCAGUGUCCCCAAAGGCUUUGCUUUUUUUUUUUUUCCCCCCUUUUUUUAAUUGGAACAGGAAGUGAGGUUUUGGGCCUAGAAAUCUACUUUAUGGGAAUAAUGUCUUAAUGUUGAGUUUUGUCCUGGUUUCUUGAUUGCCUUUUGUUAGAAUGCAAACCUUAAUGCCUUGUUUGGAGUGCUGAGUUCCCUGUGGCUUUUUCAGUUGUCUGAGUUCUUGUCUGUAGUGCAGACGCUGAGCACAUGCAGAGCUCGCUGCAGCAUCCUGAGCUGCUCUCCUGUCUGUGCUUUGUGGCUACCAGUAGCACUGGAACUGUGGUCUGACUGUACAGGUGUUUCUCCUGCCUUCUGGUGUUGCAGAGUUGUACUUACAGAAAGGUGCAUGGUGCAGAUCAGAAACACCUGGAGUGCAGCAGCUGCAUGACAUGAAUACUUGCAGUUGAGAGAUUGAAAGUCCUUAGCAAACAAGGUUUAGCCAAAGAUGAACCAGAUACUGAUGCUUUGUAAGGCUCAUGAGUUUUUACUGCCAGGUAUUUUUGCAAAUUGUGCUUUUAGGUUUAGUCUUCCUUCA
This is a messenger RNA of Dryobates pubescens (Downy woodpecker), 3083 nucleotides long. It is a transcript of the gene PPP2R2A, whose product is annotated as protein phosphatase 2 regulatory subunit Balpha. The transcript is spliced from 10 exons. The coding region runs from base 211 to 1554 and encodes 447 amino acids. Gene Ontology annotation, cellular component: cytosol; protein phosphatase type 2A complex. NCBI's taxonomy places the organism in Eukaryota, Metazoa, Chordata, Aves, Piciformes, Picidae. The record is from RefSeq and is a predicted model, not a curated record. Gene Ontology annotation, molecular function: protein phosphatase regulator activity; protein binding. Gene Ontology annotation, biological process: peptidyl-serine dephosphorylation.